GUAAAUCAGUCAACAGAAACCAAAACAAAAUAAUGAAUAGUGAUAGAAUAAAUGAGAAGGAAUUUAAACAACUCUGUCGUCUUUUACAAAUUCAAACAGAUGUUACAAUACAUGAUUUAAGGAAAGCAUAUUUUCGUCUGGCUAGAAGCUGUCAUCCGGAUAAAAAUCCCAAUAACGAAUUAGCAACAACGCAUUUUAUUCUAGUUAGUCGUGCAUAUCAAACAUUAUGCAGUCAACUGGAUUGGAAUAGAACAAGAAAACCAUCUGAAUUUUCUACAAAAGGGAAAAAAUGCAGUAUCGUAGAACAAUUUUUAUCUGAUCUUAAACGACAAGAUAUUGAAUGGCCCAAAUUAAAUAAAUUGUACAACGAAAAUCCAAGUCAUUGUUUACCAAUUGAUAAAUUAUUAAAUCAUUUAUUGGAAGCCACUUUAUUAACUGAAAACAUUACAAAAACACAAACAUCAGAACAAAGUCAAACUCUUAUUCCUAGUGGAAAUUCUGUCAAUUCUGGCAUAUCUCGCUCUAAAACAUCACCUUGUACAAGAAAACAAUCAUUUGACAAGAGAAAAAUCCAACUAAAAGAUAAUGUAAUAGUACCGUAUUGUGAUGAUAACCAACAGGUUGUUGAAAAAACCCACUCCCAACUAUCACGCAAUGAAGAUAGCUUUAUACCAAUAAAAACUUCAGAUUUGACAAUAACAGAUGAAUGGAUAAACGAAACACAGAAUUUAUUGGACAACAUAAAAUCAACAAGACGAUUAGGCCACCAUUCAUGUACACCAUGUUUGAACAUCAGACGCUGUUCAGACAUAGAAAAUUCAAAUUUACUUCCGGUAAUUGAUAAUCCAGAUAUGAUGCGAUGCUUAACUUGCUACAGAACAUUCAAACAAGAUGUGGCUACUAAACAUGUGGAAGUAUGUAGGCGCAAAUCACAAAUUAAUGAAGAUGGAACAAAUUCUUUGGGUUCUACUGUGGCUACUGGUUAUUCACCUGUAUUAUUUCGGGCUAGACAGGAAAUAUCUUGCUUAUUUAGUGUAAAAUAGUAAAUUAUGUUCUCAAUAAACGAAACUUCUGAGGACCUCAUUCAAAUUAGUCGAAAUUGCAGAGAUUCAGACGUCUUAGAAAUAACUCCUAGGUCUGCUUUAAAACAAAAUGGAACGUGUCGAACAAAGUAAAAGUUUUAUUUUAGUCCAGUGGUUUGUGACAAGAUGAUUUAUU
Molecule: messenger RNA, 1218 nt
Organism: Heterobilharzia americana
Lineage: Eukaryota; Metazoa; Platyhelminthes; Trematoda; Strigeidida; Schistosomatidae
Source: the annotation of a GenBank genome assembly